Messenger RNA from Lactuca virosa, 1304 nucleotides. The record is from the annotation of a GenBank genome assembly. Lineage: Eukaryota; Viridiplantae; Streptophyta; Magnoliopsida; Asterales; Asteraceae.
CCUGUUCCCAGUCAUGGCGGUGGUUUGUUGUGUCUUUCAUUUUUUGGCUAUAAAUCAUCACCUUCACCAUAACCAUCACCAUCUCGAUCACCACUUUUCAUAUACAAACACUCGAACAAAUCUGAGCCAAAAGUAACGAGAAAAAUCUACCACAAUGUCCGGUGAUGUCAUUCGAUGCAAAGCUGCGGUGGCACGGGAAGCCGGGAAGCCACUCGUAAUAGAAGAAGUGGAAGUGGCGCCACCGCAGAAAAUGGAAGUCCGAUUGAAGAUCCUCUUCACCUCUUUGUGCCACACCGAUGUCUACUUUUGGGAAGCUAAGGGACAAAACCCCUUGUUUCCUCGCAUAUUAGGCCAUGAAGCCGGAGGAAUUGUAGAGAGCGUAGGUGAAGGUGUGACAGAGCUGCAACCAGGGGACAAAGUCCUCCCAGUAUUCACCGGAGAAUGUGGGGAGUGUCGCCAUUUUGUUCAUUCUGGUUGUGUUGCUAAAAUCAAUCCUGAUGCUCCCCUUGACAAAGUCUGCGUUCUUAGCUGCGGGAUUUCCACUGGCAUGGGUGCAACCCUGAAUGUUGCUAAACCUAAAGAGGGUAUGACUGUUGCUGUAUUUGGGCUAGGAGCUGUAGGGCUUGCUGCAGCUGAAGGAGCUCGGAUUGCUGGGGCUUCAAGGAUCAUUGGUAUUGACCUAAAUGAGAGUAGAGCCGAUGAAGCUAAGAAGUUUGGUGUUACCGAGUUUGUGAAUCCUAAAGAUCAUGACAAACCGAUCCAAGAGGUCAUUGUUGCAAUGACUGAUGGUGGAGUUGAUAGGAGUGUGGAGUGCACAGGAAAUGUUAGGGCAAUGAUUUCGGCUUUUGAAUGUGUUCAUGACGGUUGGGGUGUGGCAGUUCUUGUUGGUGUGCCGAGUAAAGAUGAUGAAUUCAAAACUCUUCCUAUAAAUUUCUUGAAUGAGAGGACUCUGAAGGGUACAUUCUUUGGCAACUAUAAACCCCGAACAGAUAUUCCUGGUGUUGUUGAAAAGUACAUGAACAAGGAAAUAGAAGUGGAGAAAUUCAUAACUCACCAGGUUGGUUUCUCGGACAUCAACAAAGCAUUUGACCUCAUGCUUAAAGGAGAAAGUCUCCGUUGCAUCAUACAAAUGGAUGCAUAGAUCCCUUUGUUGGGUGUUUUACUAUGUUAGCGGUGUGGGUCCAAUCAUGUAACAAAGUUUAUAGUGAAUAAUGUAUAGAGGAAUAAAAGUGAUGGGCGUGUAAUGCCCUUGAAGCUUAAUGUUGUUUAUGCGAAUGUGUAACCUAAAUAUAUGUUUGUAUGAU